AUGGACCGUUUUACAGAAGAAGCCUUUUGGAUUAAAGAGAUUUUGCAGGAUUUUUUGGCAAAUAACUCCUGGUUCGGCACCUCAUUGUGCAAUGGCACUCAGAGCAAAUUUCUUAUCUAUGCAUGCCUGCUGCUGUUCUCGGUUUUGCUUUCUCUUCGUCUGGAUGACAAGAUUCAAUGGAGCUAUUGGGCAGUAUUUGCUCCAAUAUGGCUGUGGAAGUUAAUGGUCAUUGUGGGUGCCUCAGUAGGAACUGGAGUAUGGGCACGGAACCCACAAUAUCGAGCAGAAGGAGAAACAUGUGUGGAGUUCAAAGCCAUGUUGAUUGCAGUAGGCAUCCAUUUAUUACUGCUGAUGUUUGAAGUGCUUGUCUGUGAUGGAAUUGAGAGAGGAACACGCUAUUGGCUUCUAGUCUUUAUGCCGCUGUUCUUUGUGUCACCGGUAUCGGUGGCUGCAUGUGUGUGGGGCUUUCGCCAUGACAGAUCUCUGGAGCUGGAAAUCCUGUGUUCCGUAAAUAUUUUGCAAUUCAUCUUCAUUGCUCUUCGUCUGGAUGAAAUUAUCAAGUGGCCAUGGCUCGUUGUCUGUGUUCCUCUGUGGAUCCUGAUGUCAUUCCUGUGUUUGGUUGUACUGUAUUACAUUGUCUGGUCUGUCCUAUUCUUACGCUCAAUGGAUGUGAUUGCUGAACAAAGGAGAACACAUAUAACAAUGGCUAUCAGUUGGAUGACAAUCGUGGUUCCAUUACUCACCUUUGAAAUACUGCUCGUGCACCGACUGGAUGGCCACAACACGUUUUCAUAUAUACCUAUAUUUGUUCCUCUUUGGCUUUCACUGAUAACUUUAAUGGCAACAACAUUUGGACAGAAAGGUGGCAAUCACUGGUGGUUUGGAAUUCGCAAAGACUUCUGUCAAUUCCUACUUGAAAUUUUCCCCUUCCUAAGAGAAUAUGGAAAUAUUUCCUAUGAUCUGCAUCAUGAAGACAGUGAAGAAACAGAAGAAACCCCUGUCCCAGAACCUCAAAAAAUAGCUCAAAUGUUUCGAAAAAAGACUGGUGUUGUCAUUACUCAAAGUCCUGGGAAAUACGUUGUGCCACCUCCCAAACUAAACAUUGAUAUGCCAGAUUAGAAACAAACUCAGAAACAAUUGUGGUACCCAGCCAGGAAUUUCC
Messenger RNA from Pogona vitticeps (central bearded dragon), 1162 nucleotides. The record is from RefSeq and is a predicted model, not a curated record. NCBI's taxonomy places the organism in Eukaryota, Metazoa, Chordata, Lepidosauria, Squamata, Agamidae.